This is a messenger RNA of Oryzias latipes (Japanese medaka), 1183 nucleotides long. RefSeq names its product eukaryotic translation initiation factor 3, subunit I (gene eif3i). Gene Ontology annotation, biological process: cytoplasmic translational initiation. Gene Ontology annotation, molecular function: protein binding; translation initiation factor activity; RNA binding. Lineage: Eukaryota; Metazoa; Chordata; Actinopteri; Beloniformes; Adrianichthyidae. The record is from RefSeq and is a predicted model, not a curated record. Gene Ontology annotation, cellular component: cytoplasm; eukaryotic translation initiation factor 3 complex, eIF3m.
UUCUUUGGUUAGUGACACAAGCAUUCCUUUUCCGGUGCAAUUCCAGGGCGCCUGAAAACACGAGAGUCCCCCUUUCCUCUUUUCGUCUGAAGCUAAGUACCUCUUGUCGGACUUACUGGGGCCGUGUGGCUGACAGAAAUGAAACCCAUCCUGCUGCAGGGCCACGAGAGGUCCAUCACUCAAAUCAAGUACAACAGAGAGGGCGACCUGCUCUUCUCUGUAGCUAAAGACACGGUUGCAAAUGCGUGGUACUCCGUAAACGGCGAGAGGCUCGGCACGUACAACGGACACACGGGGGCGGUAUGGUGCGUGGACUGCGACUGGGACACGAAGAACGUUCUAACAGGAUCAGCAGACAACAGCUGCCGGCUGUGGGACUGCGAGACCGGUAAACAGCUGGCGCUGCUCAACACCAGCUCUGCCGUCAGGACAUGUGGGUUCGACUUCAGCGGGAACAUCAUCAUGUUCUCUACUGACAAGCAGAUGGGUUACCAGUGCUACCUGAACUUCUUUGACCUGAGGGACCCACAGCAGAUAGAGGACAACAACCCGUACUUGUCCGUACCCUGCAACGAAUCGAAGAUAACCAGCGCGGUGUGGGGGCCGCUGGGCGAAUUUGUCAUCGCUGGCCAUGAGAACGGCGAGAUCAGCCAGUUCAGCGCUAAGUCUGGAGAGGCCCUGAAGAAGGUCAAGGAGCACACCAAACAGAUCAAUGACAUCCAGUCCUCGGUGGAUCUGACCAUGGUCAUCACCGCCUCCAAGGAUAACUCUGCCAAACUGUUUGACUCCACCUCUCUAGAAAACAUCAAAACCUUCAGGACAGAGAGGCCGGUCAACUCUGCUGCCAUCUCCCCCAUCAAAGACCACGUUGUGAUGGGAGGAGGACAGGAAGCCAUGGACGUUACCACCACCUCCACCAGGAUCGGCAAGUUUGAGGCCAGGUUCUUCCAUGCAGCCUAUGAAGAGGAGUUUGGCAGGGUCAAAGGUCACUUUGGUCCAAUCAACUGCGUAGCUUUCCAUCCUGAUGGCAAAAGCUACAGCAGUGGAGGAGAAGACGGCUACGUCCGGAUUCAUUACUUUGACCCUCAGUACUUUGACUUUGAACUGGAGGCGUGACCCACAGGAGGCCCUCCCCCCCUCCAACAGCGUUUCAGUUCAGAAUAAAGAGCGACAGAAGACCAUG